CACGAAGUUCUAGAAUCGACUCUCUAUUGCAUAUCCCUCGCUCAUCAUCCCACAAGAAACUCAAAAUCUCGACAUGCUCAACACCAUCGUUCCGGGGCUCGUCCGACGAGGUUUCGAAGCUCAUGCCUCCAUGACCCAGAACCAAGGCGGAGGAAAUGACGGCGAGGAACCACAACCACAAUUUCCAGUAUGGGGUGGGAUCAUUCUGGUUUCCACCUUCAUCCUCUUGAUUGUCGUGAUGUUUACGAUCGAUUACACGUUCGGAAAGCUUGUGCCUACCCUCAUUAUGAUCGAAUCUCCUCCUGAAUCCAUCGGAUUCGAGCCUCUCUCCACCGAAGACCCCGAUUCUACGAUCAACAAGGACCCUGAAGAGCUACUGGUCAAGCCCCAGCCCAUUACCUCCAGCUUCCGAAGAACAUUAAGACAUCUUGGUGGUUUCCGGGCACGCUUCCGUGGCAUCUUGAUGUAUUUCAUUUCCACCUUUGCCAUCGGCGUCGUUGGCUCAAUCCUCAGCGCCUUUCCGAUUCUAAGCUACAUCCCAAGACCUUUCUGGAAUGGUGUUGCGACCGUCGUCUGCGCGCUUCUUCCCCUCACCUGGACCCAUAUUGCGAUUUCUCAGCCGAGCCCCAAGACAUGGUUCCGUCGUAUUCCUUCAAUGAAGACGUGGAAGAAGGUUGCUGCACCUACUGCUGUUCUGGCUGUUGCGGAACAGUUGUCCGUCUUCCUCCCAGUCUACCUUGCCAUGGCUACUGGUCUAACGGACAAGAAGCCCAAAGAGAUUGCAUACAUGAACGGAGGUCAACAAACCGCGACAGCUUGCAAGGGUCUCGGCGUCCUCGCAUUCAGCCUCGCUCUCUCAUUCUUGAUCGUCAUUCCAGCUAAGGUCACCUUGGUCCGUGUGCAAGCAUCUCUCUUGCCAGACACGGAUGAGAGCAGUGUCCCAUUCGACCGCAGCUUUGGAGGAAAGGUUGUUCCUGAGAUCGUCGGCGGCAGUGGCGUCAUUGGCAUGCUCGAUGCAUGGAAGACCUUCGACUGGGCAUCUCGCAUCAGACUGAUUAAGGCCUAUCUCAAGGUCUUCGCCAUGCAAGUUGGUGUCACAGUCGUCUUCACUAUCUGCCUCAUCGCCGAGAUGAUCAUGAUUGCAGGUGUGAAGGAUUGGGCCAGAUUUUUCCCCAAGGACGGAGACCAACAAUUGUAGCCGAACAACAAGAGGUGCGUUGGACCGCUAGCGGAUAAUUAAGCGUGUAAAAAACUUCGGAGGGAACGAAAUUGGAUAGCUUUCUUUUGUUGUGGAGGACUUUUCUGGGAGAAAGGGAAUGCAUUGGCGUCGGG
Molecule: messenger RNA, 1332 nt
Organism: Mollisia scopiformis
Lineage: Eukaryota; Fungi; Ascomycota; Leotiomycetes; Helotiales; Mollisiaceae
Exons: 2
Coding region: 74-1198 (374 amino acids)
Source: RefSeq, a predicted model, not a curated record